Molecule: messenger RNA, 4490 nt
Organism: Sarcophilus harrisii (Tasmanian devil)
Lineage: Eukaryota; Metazoa; Chordata; Mammalia; Dasyuromorphia; Dasyuridae
Product: zinc finger protein OZF-like
Exons: 4
Coding region: 1931-3157 (408 amino acids)
Source: RefSeq, a predicted model, not a curated record
GGAACCGGAAGCGGGCGUCGGGUUGGGAGGCGGAGCCGGCGAAGGUAGCAGCAGCAGCAGCAGCAGCAGCAGGAGGAUGCAGGAACUUCCCAGGAACUAGAGGAAAAGUUCAAGCGCUGGGCGGAGAGACGGCGCGUGCGCAGUGCUCCUCUGCGCCCAUUGGUCGGACCUGGGGGAGCGGCGAAGGCCUCGAGCCAAUCGCUUCGCGGCGGACGCGCCCCGCCCUCCCUCGGCAUGGGCACCAGCCUGGCUCCUCCCGCCGCUCCCCGGAGGGAAGGCACAAGGGGCACUCUAAGGGGCACCAGCCCGACCCCAGAGGAGAGCAGUGAGGGGCUUGUUAGGCGCCGCGCUGAGCCAGGCGCGCGCUGCGGCAGAGAAGGGCCCGGGCAGUCCCCGGGCUGCGCUCCCGAGGCGCCCGGGGAGGCUCCUGCGCGCGGGAAAAGGGGGGGGGCUGGCCCGAGCAGGAGUGCGGGGGGGCCGUGCCCACGGGCAGAGGGCCCCCCAUCCCCCCAAGCACCGAGAGGUCCGGGCGGGAGGCGACGAGGGGCAGCCCUCCCAGAGAGACUCCGGGCCCCGGGCAGAGUCAGACCAGCCGGGGAAGGGGGAAAAGGGGGCUGGGCUGGACACCCUCCUCUGUGCUUCGCAGCCCUUGCCAAGCGCCAUUUAAACGGACCCUGGCCCCCGGAGCCUGCCCGAGGGACCUGGGGCUGCCCUUUCUCCCCAAGCCUCUUCCUCGGGAGUGGGCCCCAGGCGCCCCAUCUCCAGGGCGCUCAGCCCCUUGUUGUCAGGCUCUCUCCUCCAGGGCCCCCGCCCCCUCCUGAGGGGAGGGCGCUGGCAGCUCCUAGAGCCGCUGCCCCUCCCCCUCCGUCCUCCAGCGCGGCUCCUGGGGUUCCGUUGCAUCCUUGGGCAUCAGCAGGGAGGCCGGAGAGGGCUUUGGGGGGGGGCUGGGGCUGCUGCUGCUUCUCACACUUCCCUUCUCCUCCUCAGCAACACUCCCCAAGGACCCCUCCGCCCUCGCCCGGGGGAUGGGAAGAGCGGGGCCCCAGGCCAGGGAGAGGCCUCCUUGGCUCAGCGGCCAGCCCGGUCCAGUGAGGGAGCCGGUCACCUUUGUGGACGUGGCUGUGGAGUUCACUGCGGAGGAAUGGCGAAGCUUAAAUCCAUCCCAGAAAGAGCUGUACAAGAAUGUGAUGCUGGAGAACUAUGGGAAUGUGGUCUCCCUGGGUAAGGGGGGCUGCCCUGCCUGCCUCCUUCUCAAUGAAAAUUGUGGGGCAGGAAUCACCAGCUUGGAGAGAAGCCUCGUCUUUUUGUGACCAGGAGGUUGAACUGGCUCUUAAGGGAACGAGUUUUGCUUGGUAUCUCUGAAAACUGGGCGUCUGACUUGUCUGUGAGAGUGUGCGCCCGUCACUCCCUGGCCCUGCGGAUCCAGGAUUCUACCUUAAUGGAGCUCCCAGAGCUGAUGUCAUCCAUAGAAGGUCCCCCUUGACUUAGCAAGGGCAUUUUUCCAGUUUCAAUGAGCAGGAUUUGCAGUCUCCGACCCAGAUGUGAUCUCCCGGCUAGAACAAGGGGAAGCGGUUUGAACACUUGGAGGAGACUGCCGAAAGAGUGACUCUCCAGGUAAUAAAAGAGUUAUUCAGACCCAGAAAGUUUGUACUUCAGAGAAAGGUUAUCAGUGUAAUGAUUGUGGGAUGACUUUUCCAGAGUACAAACAACUGGCCCAACAUCAGAAAAUCUGCGCCGGAAGAAAACUUUAUGAAUGUCAUGACUGUGGAAAGUCCUUCCUGGGAAAGUCUAAAUUUAUUGUGCAUCAUCGAAUUCAUACUGGAGAAAAACCUUUUGGAUGGGAUAAAUGUGGGAAGGUCUUCUGCCAGAACUCACAACUUAUUCGACAUCUGAGAAUUCAUACUGGAGAGAAACCUUAUGAAUGUAUUAAAUGUGGGAAGGGCUUCACCAGAACUCUGACCUUAUUCGACAUCAUAAAAUUCAUAUUGGAGAAGAGAGUUAUAAAUGUAAGGAGUGUGAGAAGACUUUCCUUGAGAGCUCAGCACUUGUUCGACAUCAAAGAAUUCAUAAAAGAAAAAAGCUUUAUGAAUCCAAUGAACAUGAGAAGUUCUUCCAUGAGUGUAAAAAGUUUGCUGAAUCUCAAAGAGUCCAUACAGGAGAAAAAUCUUCUGACUAUAUGGACAAAGAAUUCACUCUAAAAAUACAACAUCAGAAAAUUCAUAUUAGAGGGAACCUUUGUAAAUGGAAUAAGAGUAGGAAGACCUGUGAUAGCUCAAAAUUCCCUGUAUGUCAGAGAAUUCAAUCUAUAGAUAAAUCUUAUGAAUGUAAUAAAUGUGAAAAGGUCUUCCACCAGAGGUCACAUCUUACUCAUCAUCAGAAAAUUCAUGUUGGAGAUAGACCUUUUGAAUGUUGUGAAUGUGGGAUGGCCUUCUGCCACAACUCGCAGCUUUGCCGGCACCAGAGAAUCCACACGGGAGAGAAGCCGUACGAGUGCACAGAGUGUGGAAAGGCCUUCAGUCGGAACUCGCAGCUCUCCCGACAUCGGAAGAUCCAUACAGGGGAGAAGCCGCACGAGUGCGACGAGUGUGGGAAGGCCUUCCGGGAGAGCAAGCAGCUCACUCGGCACCAGAGGACCCACACUGGGGAGAAGCCCUAUGGGUGUGGUGAAUGUGGGAAGAGCUUCAGCAGGAGCACGGGACUCGCCGAGCACCAGAGGAUCCACACCGGGGAGAAGCCCUACGAAUGUAGGGAGUGCAGGAAGGCCUUCCUGGAGAGCAAGCAGCUCACUCGGCAUCAGCGGAUCCACACCGAGGAGAAGCCCUACGGGUGCGAUGAGUGCGGGAAGGCCUUCCGCUGGAGGACGGAGCUUACUUCCCAUCGAAGGAUCCACACCGGAGAGAAGCCUUACGAGUGCAAGGAGUGUGGGAAGACUUUCCGCUGGGUCACGGGGCUGACUUCCCACCACAGGAUCCACACGGGAGAAAAGCCCUACAAGUGCAGCAUCUGUGGUAAGGCUUUCCGAUGGAGAACGGUUCUGACUUCCCACCACAGGAUCCACACGAGAGAGAAGCCAUUUGAGUGUGGUGAAUGCGGAAAAGCUUUCCGCCUGAGCAAACAUUUUAUUCAGCAUCAGAGAAUCCACAGUGAAGCCUUUUGAAUGGCAACGCCUCAUAAAGCUGAUGAACGUGAAGAUUUCUGCUGGGACAUCCUCUGAAACAUGGAGAAUUCGGGCUUUUUGGGUAAAGAGAUCCCCACUCUGUGCCCCACGUCAGCUGGUUGGGUGCUUUUUUCCCAGCUCCUUAGACACCUGCCCACCCCCACCCUAUCACCUGCACUGCUGAUGGGCACUUGCUUCCUCAAAACCGCUCCUCGGCCAUCUUCAGAAACGUCAUCCUUGCUCUUCCCCUUUCCUUCUGACAGAGAGGAAGAAGUGUUCUUUGUCUUUGCUGACGUCAAAUUGCCUGCCCCAUCUGAGGCCCUUCUUUCUCUCUGAGGGCCUUCUUCCAGGGGUCAUGGAGGUCAUGUGUGUGUCUGUCUGUCUCCAUCCCUGUCUCCCCCUCUGUCUGUCUCCCACCUCCUCCCACCUGCCUUGAUCAGCCAGAAUGAGCUCCUUCAAGCCUGGUUUCUUUCUCCACCCUUUACUGAAGUUCCUUUAGCAGAGUCUUUUGUGAGAUUCUUAUGACUCAGUGCUUUGACUUGUGAUGGGAGGGGUUCCUUAUCCUCCUGUGCCCUUUGACAUUGUUGCCCACUCCCUUGCUCUAGGUAAAUGCUCUCGCUUCCCCUCCUAGCCCACUUUCCUUCUCCCAUGCUGGUAGCCAUUCCCUCUCGGUCACUUCCUGGUUCCCGGUGUUAUGCACACCCCCUAAAGAUUGGUGUCCCCCAGAAAUCUACCCUUAGUCCUCUAUUCCAGUUACUCUCUAUUUUGGAAAUCCCAUUCACUAUUUUAGAUCAAAGAUUAAGAAAAAAUUCAUGAUUUGCAGGAGUUUGGAGAAGGGACAAGGUGGCUGAUGGUAGCAGCCAGGAAAACUCAAGGAAUGGGACCACUCUGUAUUUUUAGGGACAUUUACCAGGUUUAUGCCUAGGAACCCACUGAGCCUCUAGUGAGUGUUUAACAAUUGUCGGGGACUGGGUUUGGUGCUGGAGAUACCAAAACACCUCUUCUCUUUCACCUUUCACAUCCUGUCCCUGCCAUUGCCCUAGACUGGGCCCUCCUCCCUCAUGGAGGGGAGGGGGGAGAUUCUGCUGAGUAGUUGUUUCCUUCCUGGCCUCCCUCCAUCUUUCCCCUCCAGUCUGUGCCUCAUACUCUGCUGGUCUAAUCUUCCUUAAGCAUAGAUCCAAAUUCGAGACUUUUUUUUUUAUUAAAGCUGUUUAUUUUUAAAACAUAUGCAUAGUUUUCAAUAUCCACCCUUGCAAAACCUUGUGUUCCAAAUUUUUUUCUUCCUCUCUUCUCAAUAUGUGUCAUGAAAAUGUCAUGAAAAAAUGAAAUGUGU